Molecule: messenger RNA, 884 nt
Organism: Caenorhabditis auriculariae
Lineage: Eukaryota; Metazoa; Nematoda; Chromadorea; Rhabditida; Rhabditidae
Source: the annotation of a GenBank genome assembly
AUGAAGCCUCAAAGAUGCGGGGAGAAUGAAGUUUUCAAGACUUGUGGAUCCGCUUGUGAGCCAAAUUGCAAUGAUCGACGCCCGGUUUGUCAAACUUCUGAUGUGAAAGUUGAAAAAAAGGUUUCAGAGAGCAUGCCCCGCUGUUUGCGUUAACAACGUGUGUCAAUGUGAGGAAGGAUUCGUCCGCGAUUCGGACAACAAAACUUGCGUCCGUCGUUCAGAAUGUCGUCGAGUUCAGCUUCCAGAAACAGGAAACACCUCGGAGUCUCCUAUUGUGCCCGACAUUGGUAAGUUGAAACGUUCCUCGAUUUCUGAAUUCCUCCAAUUUGUUUCAGUCCGUGGACGCCGCCAAGCCCCCGCCUGCGGUCCUAACGAAGAAUUCAAGACCUGUGGUUCGACCUGCGAGCCUCGUUGCGGCCUUCCUCUCGUCGGAGUAAGACCUGAAGCUUCAGAAUCCUUGAUAAUUGAUGUUGAUAGCAAAUCUGCACGUACCAGUGCAACCUGAACAAAUGCAUGUGCAUGGCCGGAUUCCAGAGGAACUCCGAAAAUCAAUGUGUCCCGGCCGGCCAGUGUUCUGGUUAGUUUAAAAUAAUUCAAGGAGGAUCUGGUUGAAUUUUUGAAUGGAAAAAGUACUCCAGCCUAAAUAGUUCAACCGGUUGAUAAGAAAAGCUUCCUAGAAACAAAAAGACGACCUUCCAGGUCGCAAGAAGCGCGCCAUCAUUGACGACGGUUCUGUCUUCUGCAAUGGCCAAAAGUGUCCCCGUGGCUGGACGUGUCGAUCCCCUCUCCAAUGUAUCCGUCCUCCCUGCCCUGGCAGUGAGCCUCGCUGCACACCUACUUCCCACAUCAGCCCGACUCUCCGACCUCAGCCAGUCCCCUUGUAA